Agrilus planipennis (emerald ash borer) is the source of this 395-nucleotide messenger RNA. RefSeq names its product lipoprotein lipase-like. Gene Ontology annotation, molecular function: lipase activity. The annotation marks the transcript as partial. The transcript is spliced from 2 exons. The record is from RefSeq and is a predicted model, not a curated record. NCBI's taxonomy places the organism in Eukaryota, Metazoa, Arthropoda, Insecta, Coleoptera, Buprestidae.
GUUUAGACCCAGCAUUACCCGGUUUCAUAUACCUAACCGACCGCCUAUCCCGAAAAGAUGCAGAUUUCGUGGACGUCAUCCACACUUGCGGGGGUUUUUUGGGAAUAUUGUCCCAGAUAGGUCACGUAGAUUUCUAUCCCAAUGGUGGCACCCCUCCUCAACCAGGCUGCUCCGGAGUGGACGAGAUAAUAAAAGCCUGUAGCCACGGACAAAGUUGGGUCCUUUUUGAAGAAAGCAUCAACGCAAAUUAUGAAGCUUACAAAUGUGACUCGUGGGAUGAUUUUGAACUGGGAAUAUGCAUAAAAGAAAAGGUACUUUUUGGAGACCCCGUGCCACCCACUGCAAGGGGCUCGUACUAUUUUUAUACCAAAAAAAAGUAGCAUAAAAAAAAGUAA